AUGAGCCCCAGGAAAUAUCGUCAAAAUGUUUAUCAGGUUUGCGUAAAUAUUCUGAAAGCGAGACAUUUACCCCAAAAUGCAAAUUCAAGGGUGGUGGUUAGAGUGGGAAAGAAGAAGAGAAAGACCGUGAUUCGCAAGAAAACGGACUCUCCGAUCUUCAAUGAGUACUUCGUGUUCGAUCUUUUAUGCGACUUAGACGAACUUUUGAGCACUAAAAUUAUGAUAACCGUGUACGUGAAAAGUUUUCUGUGUUACAAAUUUCACGGAAACGCGAUUUUCGAAGUUGCUCUGGUGUGGGAUCAACCAGAUCGUCAUUAUUUUCACAAAUGGGCAAUGUUGACAAAUCCGAAGGAUCUUUCAGCGGGGCCGAAAGGCUACGUUAAAUGUAAUAUAGCGAUUAAUGUAAAGGGAGAGAAAAUGAAAGUGCAUCCGGAGACAGAGGGCGAGGACGACAUCGAGGGGAACCUCUUGCUGCCGGUCGGUGGCGAAUUUGUAGCCUACAGGCAACGAGCUUUGUACAUUUUUACGAUUUAUCGGGCCGACGGUUUGCCAGACAUGAGCAGUUUCUGUAUGAAAAGUGAUUACGAGAAUAUCAAUCCGUUUGUGCAGAUAUCGUUCGCCGGGAUGAAGCAAACGACAAGGGAGGAGUGGCAAACAUACAAACCAUUUUUCAAUCAAAAGAUCAUAUUCAAUGAAAUGUUUCCAUCUCUUUGUCAACGUGUCAGGAUAGUUAUUAAACAUCGCGUUAACACUUGUCGAACGUGCGUAGUCGCCUCUUACAUCCUAAAUCUGGCCAAAAUUUUCCAUUCCGGAAAGUACGAUUUCCUGCCGACUUUUGGCCCAUCGUUCCUUCAUUUUUACGGAAUCGGAAACACCGAGAGGAACACUUGUUUCGGCAAAUGUUUCUCAGCUCUUCCUUUGUAUCGAGGAAGAGUUCUCCUGUCCUUAAAAACUGAAAUCGAUGAUUCGGAAAUGACUUCUGGAAUUAGUACUGAAACAGAGCCCGCGGUUCCCAUUAUCGAGGUCUGUAUACAUUUUGCAUUGUUGUACGACGCGAGCAUGAUCGAUCGUAAGAGAUUUUGGAUGAGAUCGAUAAUCUUCGAGAUCAGCAUCGGGAACGCGGGCAACAAACAAUUCGGGCAUAGCCAAUCCUUCGACAACGACAAGGAAGGAAACCAGACGCCGGAUCGGAGGCCGGAGUUCGAGAGUCAGACCAUGCCGCGAUACACUGGGACGCUGGACGGGAAAUAUAAUUAUGUGCCUCUUGGAUCGCGAAAACCAUGCCUCUACGUUAAAUCCUGGUGGCCGAAUCUCGAGUGGCGGAUGCAUAACAGUAAUUAUUUGACUUUCAUCGCUAAUUUCCUGAAACGGCCAAACACGUGGCACUUGUACUUUCGAAAAUUUAUGAACACGGGAGUUAAAAAAGUGAUCGAGCGGAAAGUUUCCAACACCGAAUCGAAAGAAAUAUUUAAUAUAUCAGGAGCAAGGUUCUCACGGUGUAAUCGCGGAGAGGGAGCAAGUUUGUUUCGAAACUGGCACAGCGAUUUCCAGUAUAAUUUUAAUUCGUCUCGACAGGAGGAGAAGUUGGAGAAACUGGAAGGCAUGGUCGCGCUCGAGAGGGCUAAUGCUUACAUAUUUUACAACGCGAUGAUUCAUAACUUGAACAACUAUUGCCUCCGCUAUUUGGAUAUGUUAGACACUAGACGAUACGAUCACGAGGGCGGUACCACGAAGCUCGAUCGGUAUCGCGUGAAUUUCUGCCGUAACGAGAUCGAGAACAUUCUGAAGAGGAUCGAGAUCAACGGCCAACUUCCAAACAACAAUUACAUCAGGAUCGCUAUGGUGCACGGAUACCAAUAUCUCGGCAAACUGAAGAAGCUACGAGAAGAUCACAGUCUCCCGGACGUUUUCAUUUGGAUGAUAACCGGGUCGAAGCGGCGGGUGGCGUACGCCCGAUUUCCGGCCGAAAAAAUUAUUUACUCGGAGGAAGCGGCGGAGNNGGGAACGCUUUGCGGCCGUCGAAUGGACGUGUUUUUGAGAAAUCCAUGGGACAAGGAGGAGGCCGAUUAUAUGGUCUGCAAGCUUGAAAUUUUCCUCUGGCUUGGAAACGCUGAUUAUGUCGCUGCCUGUUGGUCCUCUAUCCCUCCUGGUUACAACGUGAAUCACGAGCAAACUAUCUACACGUUCCCGAAAUAUUUGGAGUACACUCAUUCCACGACAUUUCAGUUGCGUGCUCACAUAUUCCAAGGUCGCUUUGAUCCCGGUAUGGACACAUCCGGCUUGUUGGAUCCGCUGAUACGCGUCUGUUUCCACGGUUACUCCAUCUCAACCAGGGUUGUCAAGCAGACUCUGGACCCGUUCUGGGAUCAAACUUUGAUAUUGCCGCCGAGAACCGUGCACGGAUCCAAAGAGUACAUUAAAUUAAACCCACCUAUAGUUAUAUUGGAGGUGUACGACUUGGACAUAUGCGGUAUAAAGGAGUUUUGCGGAAGAUGCACGGCGAUUCCAUUAGUUAAACUAGCGGAGGAAACUUACUCCCCGCCCGAUUUCCCUCCGAAACUUGGAUGGUACAAAUUUAAAUCUCAAAGGGAUUUCUCUGGGUCGGUGCUCGCCGCCUUCGAGCUCAUAGAGGUAAGGGAUGACGAAGACCUGGACAAACCUAUUCAUCGCUCGAUGUUGGACACCAUUUACACUAUACCGGAAGAUAUCAGGCCGAAAAUGGCAAGUUACAGGCUCGAAAUAAUAUUUUGGGGAGUGAGAGAUAUGAAGAAACUGUAUUACAUGCCCGUGAUGAAUCCUCGGAUUACCAUAGAGUGCGGCGGUGUUGACAUCAAGUCGGAAGUAAUGAGAAACGUCAAAAAAUUCAGCAACUUCAAGAAACCUCACGUAAUCACCGAAUUGGAUAUGCCAGAGCUCGAAAUCUAUUAUCCAAGCGUGGUAAUAAAAGCGUUCGACUCGCGAGGACUCGGUUGCUUCAAGUAUGUUGGAAUUUGCAUCAUACCGAGUAUCAACAUAUUUCUGGAGCAGUUGAUAACCGAGGAUGAUUACGAAGAGCAGAUAUACGGGACGAAAAAGAUCUUCAAACCUGCGAAACAUUUAGAGGAAAAACCUGAAACCGUUCUGCCCCUGCCGAUCGAUUUCGAUCCGAAAAAAGAAGACGAGCACAAGAAAUUAAUUCCUUACAAGAAGAUGGGCGACAGAAUCUCAUGGAUCAAGAAGAUUUUUCGCUGUUUGAAACAUUUCUUCGCUCAUCUGAUCCACGCGAAAAGGAAAAAGGAAAAAAAAGAAUUUCUCACGAGCGACGACGACGAGUCGCUAGACUGGUGGACCAAAUACUUCGCUUCCCUAGAGGUAUACGACGGAGAACUGGAGAUGCAGCCGCAAUUCUCCGGCUUCCAGGAUCGUCUGAGAACGUUCGAGCUGUGGAAGGGGCGCAAAAGCGAGGAACCCGACUACGACAGCGAGAAUUACGUUGGAAAAUUCAAGGGGCGUAUUUGCGUGUAUCGCUGGCCGCACCCCAGCAACUUGCCUUGCAAAACGAGAAGCGGGAGAAGCGCGAAUGACGGCCUGUGCGACGAUUAUCCGCAUUCGGAGUCUAUCAAACUCGUGGUUAGACUUUACGUGGUGAAAGGCAUCAACUUGCAGCCUCAGGAUCCCCUAACCGGAAAGUCUGAUCCGUAUAUCUGUAUCCGGCUUGGUAAAACGUAUAUCAGCGACCAAAAGAAUUACAUACCGAACCAGCUAAAUCCAACUUUUGGACGGUUCUUCGAGAUAGAGGCAGUUUUCCCCCGCGAUUGCACGAUGAUCGUACAAGUAUGGGAUUACGACGCGACCACUAGCGACGACCUGAUAGGGGAGACGAAAAUCGACAUCGAGAGUCGAUUCUACAGCAAACACCGUGCCACGUGUGGCAUAUCCAAGAUAUACGCGACUGAGGGGUACAAUCAGUGGAGGGAUCGCGAGAAACCGACCCAAAUACUCGAACAGCUCUGCAGGAAGAACAAUCUUCCGUUGCCCGAGUACAGGAGACAUUACGUGAAAAUCGGACGGAAAAAGUUUCCCUUCGACGAAGCCGAGCAUCCGGAAUCCGAAUUAAAUGAAUGUAUGGCGUUGAGCGUGCUCCAUCAGUGGCAAAACUUCCCCAUUUGCGGCUGCUACCUGGUUCCGGAACACGUGGAGAGACGGCCGCUUUUUAAUAUAGGAAGACCCGGGUUGGAGCAGGUUGUAACGCGUUAG
Messenger RNA from Apis dorsata (giant honeybee), 4236 nucleotides. Its product is annotated as otoferlin-like. Gene Ontology annotation, biological process: plasma membrane organization. The transcript has 23 exons. Lineage: Eukaryota; Metazoa; Arthropoda; Insecta; Hymenoptera; Apidae. The record is from RefSeq and is a predicted model, not a curated record. Gene Ontology annotation, cellular component: membrane. Bases 1 to 4236 code for a protein of 1411 amino acids.